This is a messenger RNA of Leptopilina boulardi, 7460 nucleotides long. It is a transcript of the gene skd, whose product is annotated as mediator of RNA polymerase II transcription subunit 13-like. Lineage: Eukaryota; Metazoa; Arthropoda; Insecta; Hymenoptera; Figitidae. The transcript is spliced from 16 exons. Gene Ontology annotation, cellular component: mediator complex. Gene Ontology annotation, biological process: regulation of transcription by RNA polymerase II. The record is from RefSeq and is a predicted model, not a curated record. Gene Ontology annotation, molecular function: transcription coregulator activity. The coding region runs from base 80 to 6055 and encodes 1991 amino acids.
CUGGUUUAUAAAAAUUCGGGCCUAAUAAUCGUGUUUGUGUAGUUAAAUAGUGAAUCAAGUGCUUAACAAUGGAUAAGCUAUGACGCAUCCGUCGCAUCAAACCAACGGCGCCAGUUUAGAGGAUUGCCACACAAAUUUCUUUGCUCUGACUGAUCUUUGCGGCAUCAAAUGGAGAAAGCUUGUCUAUGGCGAGACCACUACAAGCUUUGGGGGUACACCCCUUGAAGAUCCAAUAUUGUCGAGCUUCUCCCGCUGUUUGGCGGGAGAUAUUCUUUGCGUAUGGCGGAGAGUGGCUGCCUCACCAUCAAAUGGUCCAGGUUCUGGAACCGGUGGUGGCAUUUUCGAUAUGGGCAUCACAACUUCACCUGCACCACCGCCACUUUCCUUAAAUGCCGCCAAGGAACUAUGGAUAUUUUGGUACGGAGAAGAACCUGAGCUUAGUGGCUUAGUUUCUUCGGAACUUCUAAGUUGCGACAGUGAACAAGGAUCUUGGGAAAGUGGUUUAUCGUAUGAGUGUCGAUCCCUUCUCUUUAAAGCUCUACACAACUUGAUUGAACGAUGCCUCUUAUCUCGAGAUUUUAUUCGUCUUGGGAAAUGGUUUGUACAACCAUACGAUGGUUUCGAGAAACAUCGUUGUAAUAGUACUCAUUUGUCCUUCGCAUUUGCAUUCUUUGUUCACGGAGAGAGUACUGUUUGUGCAAGCGUAGAUGUCAGACAACAUCCUGCUGUACGACACUUGACCAGAGCCUGUCUACAUCGUGCUCAAACAUCACAAUCUGCCGUCAAAGUAAUCUUAGCACCUUAUGGACUUGCUGGAACUUUGACUGGCCAAGUGAGUCGCGUUGAUAGUCAACUUUUGGAAGAAUGGAAACAUUUUUAUCCAAUAAAUGGCAGUUCACAAGAAUCUGGUUUGCCACCAUUGGUCGAAGUUCUCGUUGGUGGUGUGCGAAUGCGUUAUCCUUCUUGUUAUGUUUUGGUUACUGAUUUGGAUGAAGUAAUUGUUGACAGUCCAUUGUCACCACCAAGCAGUCCCACUGGUUAUGAUCAAUCUCUUUUGACUCAACGUAUUCUAAAACCAGCCACCGAAUUACCAGAACGCGUUUGGGCUGAAUGUAUUUUAGACACGCCAAUAUCAUCUUCCAAAUGUUCUGAUUCUUCCUUAGAAGUAGGCACAUGGACAUUUGUUGAUCCUACUCAAAAGUCUUCCUGCACUUGUUCCAAGAUCGUUCUCAAUAGAAUGGAAACACCAAAUACUCCAACUGGAGGUCCACCAUCAUAUUCAAGGGGUCCACCGACAGGUGGUGAUUGUUUGCCUGUUCCCUCAGUGGGAUCACCGGGAUCUCCAGUACCGUCACCUCUUCCAACGCCACACUCUGAACCAGCAUCAGUGCCACCAGCAGAUCCAGUAAUGCCAACUCUCAGCCCACAGCCACCUCCUAGUCAUACAAACACUGGUCCACCUUUAACACCAUUGCAAGGUCCAAAAUCCGCAUUGUCAACUUGCGUUAAUAAUCAGGUGUUCAGUCCAGUUCCAGGACCCACUCUCAAGAGACCGAUUUUGUCAUCUAAAGAAUAUGAGGGUGCACUUAUGGAGGAGGAACAACCACUCGCUUGGUUGUAUGACUAUUCAACACAAGAGGCAUGGCUUAAUCAUCCCGUUAAACGAUUUAAAGGACUCACAACAUUACCAGUAAACAGUCGCAAUAAUAAUUUGUAUCCUCCUAUGGCGUGUCAGCUCCUUCAACCUCAGGCAACACAAAUGGAAAUCAAACAAGAACCUACAAAUAAUACGGAUGCUGCUAACAGCGGUGGAAGACCAGAUCCAUAUGAAUUUGAUGCAGCUGGAGAUGAAAAUGGUGGCUCAGUUGAUGGACUAAAAAGGCCGCGGGAAGAUCCUCCAAAACCUGGCUCCCUAUUCACCAACGAAGGACUACAAGCAUCCUACAAAGAUUUAGAUCAAAUUUUCGACAACUCUGAUCCUGAUACUUCUAGCGAUGAAACAAAUUUAAAUCAACUACAGAUACAAACACCACCAGGAUCGAAUAAAUCCGGUGGCCUACACGAGGAAUCAAAAUUGGAUAGCAUAAAUAAACAUAAUAAUCGAAAUGUAAGCGUAUUAAGACCCGAGGAAUUGUCAAAAAUGUUUCCCACUCCACCAUCAUUGGAACAUAAUCCGGUAGCAUCGCCCUGCCAAUUAAGUGAUAUGCCACUUGAUCAAUCGGAAUUAUCUACCUCUCAAAGGUCAUUUAGGCAUCUUCCCGAUAUUUAUCCCAACAUGGGAUCACCACCCGAAGAGCCAAUUGACGAUUGGUCAUAUGUUUUUAAGCCGGCAACAAUUUGUAAACUCGUUGGUUCUUCGAAAUAUGCUCCACUUACAAAUUUGCCAAGUCAAGCACUAUCGCCCAUUUCACUGCCAUCGCAUUGUGUUUAUAGACCUUCAUGGCAAUGCAAUGCAAAUAAUUCCGAGAAAACAACAACAACAACAGCAGCGACAGCAACAACAGCUGCUGCAGUAACAACAACAACAACGCCACCAACACGACCAAGUUCAGUGCAACAAUUACUUUGUCCACCAAGUCCAGCAGCUUCUGGUGGCACAACUCCUUAUCGAGUUAAUAUUUCCGGUAGACAGCAACAACAACCACCGCCGCCACCUCCUCCGCCUCCUCCACCGCCACCACCUCCACCUUACGAUCAACCCAGUCCCGCCACUUCCACUACAUCAUCCUAUUUGAAUAAAAAUCCAAACAGCAUCGAAGCUGACACACCCGGACCAAUACGUGUACCGGAAUCAAAUUCACUUGUCGUCAAUAUUCUCCUUGGUGACACGGCCCUCAAUAUAUUUCGGGACCAUAAUUUCGAUAGUUGCAGUCUAUGCGUUUGUAAUGCAAGUCCAAAAGUUGUUGGCAAUAUUAAAGGCGCUGACGCCGGUACAUAUUUGACAAAUUCAUGGUCAACAAAUAGUGCAUUCUUUCAAGAGGACGAUCAAAUUCGUUGUAGCUGUGGUUUUAGUGCCGUUGUUAAUCGACGAUUGUCACACAGAGCGGGACUAUUUUACGAAGACGAAAUGGAAAUAACAGGAAUUGCCGAUGAUCCCGCGGAGAAAAAGAAAGGUUCCCUCGCGCCAUUCCUAUGCAAUGGUAAUAAAAUACCCGAAGCUUUGGAUACAUUACCACCCGAUAUACUAGAUCUAUUGAGAGAUCAAUGUUUAAUUGUUGAAAGUUCAGCAAGUAGUUUAUAUAGAGCGUCAAGAAUUUAUGCCAUGACUAAAAGUUAUCCCUCAUGGCUACCAACGGUUAAUGUAUUAGAAUUUAAUGAUGGCAAUGAAGUUUCAUUAACGGCUUUAGAUCAAGGGAAAAUUGAUGGCACACAUAAUGAAAGAAUUAAUCGUAAUAGCGGUGUACAUCAGUGGGCAUUUUUACGUGCAAAAGGACCGCAAUGUAGUGGCGAUAUUGUACGUAUGAUGAGGGUGCUUCAACCACUGUUGCAAGAGGCGGUGCAGAAAAAAUGUACAACACGAAUGUGGGAAGCGCCGUAUACUGUUACUGGACCACUUACGUGGAGGCAAUUUCAUCGUUUGGCUGGUAGAGGUACUGAUGAUCGCUGCGAACCACAACCAAUACCAGCAUUGGUUGUUGGCUACGACAGAGAUUGGCUUUCACUUUCACCAUAUGCUCUUAGUUAUUGGGAAAAGCUUUUACUUGAACCAUACGCUGGGCCUAGGGAUGUAGCUUAUGUUAUAUUAGCGCCAGACAAUGAAUGUGUUAUCAAGAAAGUUAAGACAUUCUUUCGUGAACUCUCCACUACUUAUGAGAUUUGUCGUUUGGGAAGGCACACUCCUAUUUCAAAAGCAUCACGUGAUGGUAUUCUUCGAGUAGGUAAAUCGGUAACUGAAAAAUUCUCGAAACAACCUGUCGACGAUUGGUUCAAAUUAUUAGGCGAAAAUCAAAUAGGAGAAUUAUUACGACUCUAUGCUACAGUUUGUAAUCAUCGUUUAGCUCCGUAUUUGACACAAGUUAUUCAGGAUCGUAGUUUAUUAGACACUGGUGACAAUCAUUCUAAUAAACAACAGCAAUUACAAUCUCAAUCACAAACGCAACAGCAGCAUCAACAACAAACACAACAGCACGCAACAACUGCACCAUCAGAAAAUAUGCCUGUCACUCCUGAUGGAACGCUGAGUAAGCCUGAAUCUAUUGAAGGAGAAAAUGCACGUAGUGAAACUCCGAAUGCAACUCCAAAUGCAAAUUCAACAAUUGGCAAUACAACGCCAACUUCUGUAAAUACUUCCACUGCUGCUUCUGCAACUAUUGGUCCUGAUGAUGAACAAGUUGAACCUCCAUCAAUUGUUGUUUAUUUAGUUGAUCCAUUUUCUCUUGGUGGUACGGAAAAUGUUGAUCGACGAAGGCUUGCAAUUUUAGCUUUAUUAAGGGCAUAUUCCGCUGCUGUUCGGAGUAUGCCAGAAAAUAUUAGAUCAAAUAUUAACGUGCAGUUAAUAUCGUUAGAAAGUGUAAUGGAAUUGGGGCGAGCUCGUGAAAAAUUAAAAAUUCAGGAGGAAAUGAGAGCCCUAGCUUUAACUGUCUUCUUACAAGGUCGACGUCUUCUCAAUCAUAAUUCAACUGUUAAAAGUCUAACUGGUUUUGGUACUGCGGCCGCUGCCGAUCUUUUCCUCAAAAGUAAAGAUUCACUUAGUAAUUCUAUUGCCACUCUACAUCAGGAACGAAAUAAAUCACCAUAUCGACUGUACGCACCGGCAUAUGUCCUCGCACCGUUGCGAGCAAAAAGUGAAGCACCCGAAUCUUUUGGAAUUGCUGGACCAGAAGAAUGCGCUGUACUUUAUUUGAGCUAUUGCUUAAGUGAGGAUCAAUCUUUAUUGUUGGCCGUUGCAACUGAUGAUCGUGGAGAAAUAUUUGAGAAUACAGCUAUUAAUAUUGACGUCCCAAAUCGAAAACGAAGGAAACGUGCUUCCGCAAGACGUAUUGGUCUGCAAAAAUUAAUGGACUUCAUUCUUGGUGUUAUGUCACAGGGGGUCCAACCAUGGAGAUUGGUUGUGGGAAGAAUAGGUCGCAUUGGACAUGGGGAAUUAAAAGGUUGGAGCUGGUUACUUUCACGAAAAGCUCUUUUGAAGGCGUCAAAACAUUUAAAGGAAAUUUGCGGACAAUGCAGUCUUUUGUAUCCUACCGCAGCUCCAUGUGUUCUUAGUGCUUGUUUAGUGUCAUUAGAGCCGGAUUCGACAUUACGACUAAUGGCUGAUCAGUUUACUCCUGACGAACGAUUUAGUCAGGCAUCGGUUAACUGUCAGUUAUCAACUCCGCAAGAUGUUACGUGUACUCAUAUUCUUGUAUUUCCAACUUCAGCUACUACUCAAUCUUCUCAGACUGCAUUCCAAGAACAACAUAUUAAUGGACCGGAACUUGGAGAUGAAGAAUUAUUCUCCGCAUUAAAUGACGAUAUGCCAGAGGGAAUGGAAGGAAUGGGAGAUUUUAAUGAUAUAUUUAAUGUAUGGCCGGAAGCUGGUGCUGGUGGUGGUCAAAGUCCUAGUGGAAGUCCUCAUCGUCAGGAAGAGUCGCCACUUGGUGGUGAAGGUGGUGGUUCUGGUUUAGGAAAUCAUGACGGUCCUGGUAGUCCAUUUCAGUGCAACACACCAAGAGUCGCAGCAUCCGAGCAAGCGGAAGAAGUUGGUACACUUUUACAACAACCAUUGGCUCUUGGAUAUUUAGUAUCAACGGCUCCAACUGGUAGUAUGCCUUCUUGGUUUUGGGCAGCAUGUCCACAUUUGGAAGGAGUUUGUCCAGUAUUUUUGAAAAAUGCGCUUCAUUUACAUAGUCCCGCAAUUCAACAGAAUAGUGAUGAUUUAUUACAACAACAAAGUGCUCUCACUGCUCAUCCACUUGAUUCCCAAUUUACCACCGAUGUAUUAAGAUACGUAUUAGAAGGGUAUAAUGCACUUUCUUGGUUAGCAGUUGAUGCAAACACGAAAGACAGACUUUCAUGUUUGCCAGUUCAUGUUCAAGCACUUAUGAAACUCUAUCACACAGCAGCAGCUCUCGUCUGACCAACAAUGUCUUUUGAUGUUGCGCAACAAGAUGCGCACUUUUCUCAUGCACUUAUUAUUGUUCCGUCAUCACUUGGGGCUUUGCGAGAAAAGUUUAUUUCAUACGCCUCAUCUUUACCGUCGGUUUGACCAUAGAGAUUAUUAUAAUAAAAAAACAAAAAAGCAAAAAAAAAAAAAAAAAAACAAAAAAAAAUAUACUGAACGUUUAUUGAUAUAGGUUCACAUUGAUUAAAAUUCAUCAAUUAUAUUGUACUACUGUAUCAUCGGAAAGUGGUUUUUAACAAAAAAAAAAAAGAAAAUAGACUUCGGAAAUGCAGUAAAAAAAAAAACAUUUCUUACCCACACAAUUAGCAUAUAGGUUAAUUCUUUUUUUUUUUAAUUAUUAACGUAAAUUACGUUAAAUUAGUAAAUAUCAAAAAAAUUGUAAAAUGGGUAGAAAGGUGAAAAUGAGAAAAUUGUUUCUCGCGAAAAAUGAUAUUGUAUGUAUGUAUUGUACGUAUGAAUUAAAAAUGUGGGUGUGAUUUUUUGCAUUAGGCUCUCUUACAGUAGAUAGAUGAAUUGAACAUCAAAUUUUAAGGUGUUGUAUCCAAAUGUUUUUAAUUGUAUAUUAGAUUUUGUAAAAAAGUUUUUAUUAUAUUACAUAGUGUUCCAAUCAAUAUUGAUAAAAAAAAAAAAAUGAUCUUUUAACUUGAAAUAAUCUUAUAAUAAAACUUAUGGUAGAUUUUUUUUUUUCUCUUUUUUUUUCCUUCUGUUUUUAAUUAAUGAACGCAAGCCUCGUAUAAGCCCCUGGUGAUAAGUAUAUAUAAGUAAGUAAAAAUAUGCACAGUAUUGGGUCUGUGUUAUUUCUUAGAUCCUUACGCUGUUACUUUUCUCCAAUGAAGUUGAAGAUUAAAAAAAAAAAAAAAAAAAUCCAGUAACGUCAUUAUAUUAUAAUAUCCAUUUAUAGUGUAAAAUAUUGUUUUUAAAAUAAUUUAUCAAAAGUGAAAAAAUGUCACUGAGAUUAGGUAAUUAUGUAUUAAGCGGACUGAACGAAAAAGAAAAAAAUAAAAGAGAGGCGAUGAGGGCACAAAAAAAAGUCAAGUAGAUCAGUAAGAGAUAAAAGAAGAAGAAAUUGGGAGAGUACUGAAAUCGUGAAUAAGAGAGAGAGAGAAAGAGAGAGAAAAGUGCGUCUGCUUGAAAGCCUAGGUGGCCAAUUGCGUCAGUUGCAUAGUACAAAGUUGACUUGUACAUAGGAAAACCUUUUAAAGCCCCAUUAGUUAAUUUACUCACAAUUCACCCUCACUCACUCACUCUGUAUCUAUAGUAUUUAUUACUUGGGUAGUACUUCAUUAUUGGGAUUAUAUUAUUAUUAUUAUUACUAUUAUUAUUAUUAUUAUUAUUAUUAUAUUAAUAUUACAAAAUACAA